CCCCUCUGAGCAGCAGUCAGUUACAUGUUUACUUGCUUUGUCAGCGGUGUCCCCGCAGCAGAUAAUCUCAUGUACCUAACCUGCCGCUGAUCAAAUCCUUGGACUUUUAUCUCAGAGCGACUUAUCGCAUCGUCAGGGCUCCUUAUCAGCACUUUCCCACUCAUUUCCUCAGCCUCUUGCGGACCUUGAUCGGGGGCACAUCGGGUACAGUUUUUUUUUUUUCUUAGCUAACAGGGAAAGAUGACGUUAAAAUCCAAUAAAAACGAACCUGCUGUCAUACUGGAUCCUGUCAACAGCGUCCGGACAGCCCUCUCCGAUCUGUACCUGGAGCAGCUCCUUCAAAACAAACCAAAGUCUGACAAGGUGGCUAUGCAGAUCUAUGAGAAUCAGGGGGCUGAGGUUUACGCCAAUGGUAGUGCUGGACACAUGAAUGGAACAGAAGUAACCAAGAUGAAAGAAGUAGCAUUUGAAAAGAAUCCUUCAGAGCCAAUGGGGGUCACUCUGAAGCUGAACGACAAACAAAGGUGCACUGUGGCCAGAAUAUUGCACGGCGGCAUGAUCCACAGACAAGGAUCCUUACAUGAAGGCGACGAAAUAGCAGAAAUCAAUGGGAAAAGCGUGACAAACCAAUCUGUAGAUCAGCUACAAAAGAUCCUGAAAGAAACCAAUGGAGUAGUCACAAUGAAGAUCAUUCCCAGCCUGCAGGGCCGAUCUCGAGCCUGUGAGGUAAUAACAUGACUAGAGGAAUGUGCACUUAGCUUUGGUCUUGUCAGGCCUAUUGCUUUUGUUGCGGGUGGUUUUUGUGUUUCAUGUUUGUUCACUCCAAACUCCUUUUAAAUUCACAUGAGUAAAUUAUGUGUAAAUUUGCUUUACAUUCAGAUCCAAUGGUAACCUCUAGUGGCACAAU
Micropterus salmoides (largemouth bass) is the source of this 907-nucleotide messenger RNA. RefSeq names its product 55 kDa erythrocyte membrane protein-like. The record is from RefSeq and is a predicted model, not a curated record. Bases 241 to 738 code for a protein of 165 amino acids. Gene Ontology annotation, cellular component: cell-cell junction; plasma membrane. Gene Ontology annotation, molecular function: signaling receptor binding. NCBI's taxonomy places the organism in Eukaryota, Metazoa, Chordata, Actinopteri, Centrarchiformes, Centrarchidae. The transcript has 5 exons.